AAGAGUCUAUUUACGACCAUAACAAACAUGAUGGCGGAUGGACUGAAAUGAUCGCAGCAAUGAACAGAAUUGCAGUAGUUACCGGAGCCAAUCGUGGCAUAGGAUUCUACAUUGCUGAACAKCUUGCGCAAAAAUUUGACGGAACAGUUCUUUUAACAGCAAGAGAUCAGGAGCAAGGGCUAACAGCCUGUGCCAAACUAGCAAAACAUGGAAAUGUGCAAAGUUAUCAGCUUGACAUAUCUUGCAUGAAAAGCAUAGAUCAGUUAAAGCAACAUUURUCAGAGAAAUAUGGAGGUCUUGAUAUCCUUAUCAACAAUGCAGGUUUACUAAUUCCAUCUUCUUCAGGAAAGUCUUAUGCAGAUAAAUCAGAACUGUGUAUGAAGACAAAUUUCUUUGAUACACUUGCAGUCUGUGAUGCUUUCUUUCCUCUUUUGAGAGAUAAUUCAAGAGUUGUCAAUGUCUCAUCARCAAUGGGAUCACUAAAAAUGCUGARCACAUSGUUSCAGAGAAAGUUUGCCUCUCCAAACCUUACCAGGGAAGAUCUGAUUGAAUUAAUGAUGAGCUAUCUCAGAGAUGUUAAAAAUGGAACAGCUAAGGAAAAUGGAUGGCCCACAGAAACGUCAACUUACAAUCCAGCGUAUUCGAUGUCUAAACUUGGUUUAACAGUUCUUACUUCAAUACUUUCAAAAGAAAUGAAGAAAGAUCCAAGGAAAAACAUUCUUGUAAAUGCUGCGUGUCCAGGUUGGUGUCAAACGGACAUGGGUGGACCACGUGCUCCCAGGACACCACAAACAGGAGCAACGACCCCAGUGUAUUUAGCCACUUUACCAGCAGACACAACUACACCUAAUGGACAGUUAUUACAAGACGAGAAGAUACUCCARUGGAAACGAAUGAUUCUUCAUAAAGUGUUGGGUUACGAUGGCCGAUGUAAUGAUCUGGUCUUCUGUGGUUCUGAGGGUCAACAACAUGUAGUGUUUUUCCCUGGCGACGUCCAAAACUUUGCUGAGGAAAUGGAUAAGAAUUGGAAACAAUGGGAUUUAGAGACAACGGCUAAACUAUUGGAAAAGCGUUUUCCUAACAGCUUUGUUUGGGUUGUCCGCCCUUCUUCGUAUCACCAGAAAACUUUCUCWUGCUAUGGCAACUUUGCAGAAACCAAUAUGUUUGGUGUACCUGACCACAGAAAUACAGAAUAUGGUGCCAUACCUCACCUAAAGGCACUCAUAGAUAGUGGAGUACGGCAAGUUCUUGAUAUCCAAGAAGAUGAAGAGGAUAUAACAUCAGAGUUUCCUAUCAUUAUCGUUGGAUUCAGCAAAGGAUGCUGUGUAUUAAACCAAAUAGUGUAUGAAUACCUUGAAGUAGGUAAUGGUAUUGAUUACCAACUCAAAGACUUUAUAUCGAGAUUCAAUACAAUGUACUGGCUUGAUGGCGGCCAUAGUGGUGAAUAUAAUACAUGGGUAACUGACGAGAAAUAUCUGUACCCAUUAGCUAAGCGUGUUCCUAAUAUAAGGGUACACGUCACUCCKUACCAAGUAGACGAUCUAACAAGACCUUGGAUUGGUAAGGAGGAGAAGAUAUUUGUUGAGARGCUGAAGGAAUUUGGAGCAAAUAUCAAAGUUAAACGACAUUUCAACGAUAAGGAACCCUCUUUGUUUUAUCAUUUCAAAUUACUGGAAAGCUUUUAAGCAACAAUGUCAGRGAAAGAGUAAAUACGUCUUUUUUAGUCUUUCUUUCCAAAAAAGGACAUUUUUUCCGCGUGUUCGUUGGAUUAAUAGUGAUUAUUUCUUGGAAAAGCACUCUUUCAAGUGCCGUGUAAAUUGGAAACCAUCGUGCGUCGUUAGAGUACUGAUUGGUACGAAGGCAGRCAGCAAAAAUACUACUGCCCAUGCUAACAAAAAUACGAAGAUAAAAUGGAUUUUUGAGAAUAAUAAAAUCKAAGAUAAACUUGUAAGAAAUGAGAUGAAUUAAACAGCAGAGGGCGUCUA
This is a messenger RNA of Exaiptasia diaphana, 1985 nucleotides long. Its product is annotated as carbonyl reductase [NADPH] 1. Gene Ontology annotation, molecular function: oxidoreductase activity, acting on the CH-OH group of donors, NAD or NADP as acceptor. The transcript has 12 exons. The record is from RefSeq and is a predicted model, not a curated record. Lineage: Eukaryota; Metazoa; Cnidaria; Anthozoa; Actiniaria; Aiptasiidae. The coding region runs from base 48 to 1685 and encodes 545 amino acids.